GUAUUUGUAUUUCUUGGCUCUCCCGCUAAUGCUUUUGCUCACCCUAGCAAGAAAAGAAAUGGAGAAACAGAGAAAGGGGGAAUACACCCUGCAGCAGCUACAUAUAUGCAUUGUUUUUUUGCUGCUUGCUUGCCUGCCGGGCCGACAGAGCCUACCCGUCUCGGCUGAGGAUCGAUCGGUUCACCGAAAGACUGCAGGUCGAGAGUUACAUUGUGACGACGACCUGCCAAUUGGAGUACGACGCACAGACAUUGUUCACUAUAGCUGUCUGAACUUCAGACCGGAAUGACCCGUAGCUAGCUAGCUACAGAUUCUCUGUCUGCCUGUAGUCCACGAUGCCUGAAGGCUGUUGAAUAGCCCCUGAAGUAUUCACAGAGAUUUUUCUUAGACGUGGAAGGGUGCAUCUCUCUCUGAGCGGACUUUUAUUGGUGGUGGCGCGUCACGUUCAUCAUGAUGAGGCGUUAUCCUUCGGCAGCAGCAGCAGCAGCAGCUCUGGAA
Molecule: messenger RNA, 498 nt
Organism: Sphaerulina musiva SO2202
Lineage: Eukaryota; Fungi; Ascomycota; Dothideomycetes; Mycosphaerellales; Mycosphaerellaceae
Exons: 1
Coding region: 29-289 (86 amino acids)
Source: RefSeq, a predicted model, not a curated record